Podarcis muralis (Common wall lizard) is the source of this 2399-nucleotide messenger RNA. It is a transcript of the gene IL11, whose product is annotated as interleukin 11. NCBI's taxonomy places the organism in Eukaryota, Metazoa, Chordata, Lepidosauria, Squamata, Lacertidae. Gene Ontology annotation, molecular function: cytokine activity; growth factor activity. Gene Ontology annotation, biological process: positive regulation of MAPK cascade; positive regulation of cell population proliferation. The record is from RefSeq and is a predicted model, not a curated record. Gene Ontology annotation, cellular component: cytoplasm.
AUGGCCAGCAGCUUGGAUGACUUUAAAGCAGGGCUGGGUUUAGACAAAUGGAUGGAGGGCCUUCAUCCUCCUCCUAACCACGAUCUUUGUUGCUUUCUCCCUUUCUCUGCAGCAUGCUUGUGUCAGGUCUUAGUGGUGGUGCUGAGUCUGUGUGAGGCCCUGUGGGCAGCUCCGGGCCCCCGUCCAAAGCCUACAGACUUCCGAGCCGAAUUCGAUUCCAUUGUCCAUAUGGCGAGGAACCUGCUGAGUGACACCAAGAACCUCUUCAACCACUUUAAAAACCGCUACCCAGCAGAAGGAGAACACAAGCUAGAAACGCUGCCUGUGUUGUCCAUGACUGCGGUGGAACUUGCCAACAUCCAGGUCUCUGCGGGUCUGGCUCGGCUCAGCUCCGACUUGCAGUGCUACCAACGCCACUUUGAGUGGCUGCGGAGGGCAGCCCCACUGCUGCUGCGGCCCAUGGAGCACGACAUCACCACAGUGCACAGCCGGCUGGAACGCCUCCUCAAAAGACUGGAGCACCUGAUGACCAAGCUCAGCCUCUCACGGCCCAACGACCCUCUGCCAACCCUGCCAGCCCACGGCACCCACUGGUCUGUGGUUCAGGCAGGACACGCCAUCGUCCACUCAUUUCACCUCUACCUGGACUGGGCAUCUCGCGUGCUGGUUCUGAUCCGGAACAAGCUGUGAACGGCAAAGAAACUGAACCACCAUGGGUAUUUUGGAAAGCCUUCUCACGGACCUGGAACUCUUAGAUGCUGCUUCAGCAAUACCGGUGGAGGAGGGUGCAAGGAAGGAAAGAAAGUCUAUGGAACAGGGCGCCCCUGGAUUCCUCUUCUGGGGGGUGCUGCAAGGGGGGGAUGCUGAGACCUAGGGCCCACUCACACACCUUUCCUACUCUGUGGGGGGUGCAUCGUGAAACAAAAAGCAACUUCCCUUGCCCUUGGAAGGACACAUUCUCCCUCAAGGCUUGGGGAAAUGGUAUGGGGAAAGGGGGGCUUCCCCUUCUUCCAAGGACAUUUUUGCCCUCUCCUGCUCCCUGUUAAUGGAACACUAUAAUCUGUAUGAUAAGCAUUGAUUUGUGUCAAGUAUCGGAGACCCCUUAUAGGUAUAUUCGUGGUGGAUAAUCUGCCCGAAAAGCACCUUGCUCACCACGAUUGUUCUUUCCCUACCACUAGAUUGUGUGCUGCAAUCUAGGGCGCCCUCUCAGCUUGUGCCCCACAGGUCUGGGCAGUGCCCCCAGGGAACUGAGCAGUGUGCGUGAGAAGAUGCCGCAGUUCUGUAGGCCGAGGAGGGGAGGAGAGGAUUCAUUGAAGGCGGGAGGCUUGACCUCUCAUUGGCAGCCAUCCUGAUUUCAUCAAUAGCCCCUGCCAGUUUCUGCCCCUUGUCCACCUGCAAUCUAGUACCACCCCAAAAGUGUGGCCACAAUCUAGCACAGAAUCAAUGGUUUUUAGCAUACCUCAUACAGGCUGUCACUGCACCACACACACACAGAUGGAUUAAUAGGGUAAGUCAGGGUGGUUGCUGUUGUCUUUUUAAAGAUGCCAACUAUUUUAAAGAUAAGAUAGCAUAAAGGGCGUUGGACGCAUCAUUCCCCAUUCUCACACAGCGAGGCAAUGCUUCUUCUAAGAUGCGAUAUCAUGCGUGUCUUGUCUAAAAGCAAAUGACGUUUGCUUUUUAUCCCCUUUCAAAACUAUUGUUACACAUAUACAGAUUUAUGCAGAUUUCAUCAGUUAAUUAUAGCUGGACGACCAAUCAAAACUCAAGAGACAGAAAAGCUUUUAGACGUCUGAGGCACCUUUUCUCAAAAGAGAUGUUCUUGUAGUUGGUAGUUGCUUUAGGCAGUAAUUGAGUCUUACCUUUUGUUUCAACAAUAGGCCAAAAAAAAUCACACAUAAAACAAGCCAUGUUUUUGUUAAAAAAUAAUUUCAUUGGAAAGGAAAGGCAGAAAGUUGAGAUUGUGAAAUUAAUUUUCAUACUCCUGAAAAAGCAACAACGAAUCGUCAAAAGUUCAAGGCAGAUUUGUUUACCAGCAGCGCCCUCUGCUGGAUCAUUUUUGUCAGCCCAGCCAAUACCGUUGCCGCAGUGGGAUACACAAAGGACCAGUUAAAAAACCAAACAAAACCAAUUUCACCUUCAAAAGAGUUUUGGAAUAAAGACUAUUAACCCAAUAUGUAUCCUUCUGAAUGUACCCAUUUGAAUUUUGGCCGAACAUUUCUAUAAAAUGCAUUGAUCAUAGAAUUGUGGAAUUGUAGAGUUGGAAGGGACAGAGGGUCAUGCAAGCCCCCAAUCAUGCAGGAAUCUCAGCGGGAAAAUGCAUUACAGAUGGCGAUCCAUCUGCUUAAAAACCUCCAAGAAUGGAGAGUCCCAUCACCUCCUGAGGAAGUCUGUUCCACAGU